Molecule: messenger RNA, 1563 nt
Organism: Argentina anserina (silverweed cinquefoil)
Lineage: Eukaryota; Viridiplantae; Streptophyta; Magnoliopsida; Rosales; Rosaceae
Product: probable carbohydrate esterase At4g34215
Exons: 4
Coding region: 1-1203 (400 amino acids)
Source: RefSeq, a predicted model, not a curated record
AUGAACUCCCAAGGCCAAGAUGACCCAACUCGCAAUCCAUCUUCUUCUCGCUUUCGUGCUUCAAGGCUUUGGAAACUUUGUCUUGAUGAAACGAAGGCCGCUAUCGAAAGGCGGGCUCGGUUAAAUCGCAUGUUGUGCAUUCUCAUGGCUAGCUAUCUCAUCAACAAAGACGACGACGAUAACGACGACGAUGACAAUGAUGAUGAAGAGGAGGAGGAGGAGGAUUCCCAAAAACAAGUUCUCCAGUCUCCACCUCCCUUAAUUUUCUACGUUAUUCCUAUAUAUCCGCCAAAGAAUAACACGGAAAAGCGAAACGACACCGUUGUGAGCAAACCCUCCAUCGGGCCCCACUCACCAAGUCCAUUUAAACCCGAGCCCUCGCUCAUUCCAGAAACAAAACCCGACACGUCGUUUUCCCACCUCAAUCCGAAAACCCCGGAAAUGGAAUCGCCGGAGCAGAUCUUCAUUCUCUCGGGCCAGAGCAACAUGGCGGGUCGGGGCGGCGUGCUCCGCGACCACACCCGCCACCACUACCAGCAUUGGGACGGCGUCGUUCCUCCCGAGUCGCAGCCCGACCCUUCCAUCCUCCGCCUCAACGCUCACCUCCACUGGGAGGCGGCGCGUGAGCCUCUCCACGCUGACAUCGACGCCAGGAAGGUGUGCGGCGUCGGUCCGGGAAUGUCGUUCGCCAACGCGGUGCGGGGGCGCGUGGGGGAGGGGAGGAUCGGGCUGGUGCCGUGCGCGGUCGGCGGUACGGCGAUCAAGGAGUGGGCGCGUGGGGAGCAUCUCUAUGAGAACAUGGUGAAGAGGGCGCGUGAGAGCGUGAAGAACGGGGGAGAGAUCAAAGGGUUGCUGUGGUAUCAGGGGGAGAGCGACACGUCGUCUCAGCAUGAUGUUGAUGUGUACCACGGGAACAUGGUUAGGCUUAUUGAGAAUGUGCGACAUGAUCUUGCUUUGCCUUCACUUCCAAUAGUCCAGGUGGCUAUUUGCUCUGGAGAUGGGAAGUACUUGGAGAAAAUUAGGGAGGUUCAAUUGGGAAUGAAGGUUGAGAAUGUUGUGUGUGUGGAUGCUAAGGGAUCGGAGCUGAAAGAGGAUCAUCUUCACUUGACCACCAAGGCUCAAAUUCAGUUGGGUCAGAAGCUUGCUGAUGCUUACCUCAAGCAUUUUGGAUCAGCAGAAUCUGAUUGUCAUCCUGCCCUUUAGAGUAAACUUUGCAAUUUGUUUGCUAUGUCAAUGUUUUGAAGCUUUCUGCUUUAUGUUGGUUACUAGUAGGAUUGCGAGUAUGAGAUCAUUGUCAAUUGGUGCUUUGGCUUAGAAUCAAUGUGCUGGUGUAGAGGACUUGAGGUUUUUUGAAUCAUGAGCCAUGUAUGAGUCCACUUAUCAACCAUCUGGGUUCAUUUAUCAAUCAUGAAUUCAUGAUCCAUGUAUGAGUUCAUUUAAGGAGGGAAACCUUGUCAAGGGGAGCACAUUACCUAUUGCCAAAAUCCCUAUGCCAAACAGUGCCCCUUUACAAGGUCAUUGUAGCAAUCAAGAAUUCAAGAUUAUGAAUAUAAUUUUGACUUU